Messenger RNA from Bipolaris zeicola 26-R-13, 327 nucleotides. RefSeq lists its product as uncharacterized. The transcript has a single exon. Bases 1 to 327 code for a protein of 108 amino acids. The record is from RefSeq and is a predicted model, not a curated record. NCBI's taxonomy places the organism in Eukaryota, Fungi, Ascomycota, Dothideomycetes, Pleosporales, Pleosporaceae.
AUGCGGAAGGAACUCAGACAGGUCAUAUUGGAUGCUAAAGCGUUGUUGGAGGCGUCUGGGGGGUGCGGCUCCACUGGGGCUACUGGAGCUGCCAAAGUCAAUAGACCCGCCAAAGGUGCCGACCCUGCAGACGCGACUGGAUCUCGACAAGGCGGCGGAGUGCUGAGAGUCGCCGUGCUCACGGGAUCUCCAUUGUCUGCUUCAUCUUAUGCAUCUGCAGGAUCCACGGCAUCUGUUGCAUUGUUCACGCCUACCGACUCUUUAGAAUCCAUGUCAUCUCCUCUGUCUGCCGAGUCUCCCGCAUAUCUGGACAAGAACACGCUCUGA